AUGUCCAAACAUCACCCAGAUUUACUAAUGUGUCGUCGUCAACCCGGUAUCGCUAUAGGGAGAUUGUGUGAUAAAUGUGAUGGUAAAUGUCCAGUGUGCGAUUCCUACGUACGACCGAUGACGUUAGUGAGGAUAUGUGAUGAAUGUUCAUUCGGAGCAACAUCUGCUAAAUGUAUAAUCUGCGGUUCACCAGCUAUAUCCGACGCUUAUUAUUGUACGGAAUGUACUAGGUUGGAAAAAGAUAGAGAUGGUUGUCCUAGGAUUAUCAAUAUGGGUGCUAGUCGUGUUGAUGCGUUUUACGAGAGGAAAAAGCUUGGGAUGACAGGUGGAGGGUUCAAAAAGGGAUAA
Tremella mesenterica DSM 1558 is the source of this 348-nucleotide messenger RNA. RefSeq lists its product as uncharacterized. Bases 1 to 348 code for a protein of 115 amino acids. Gene Ontology annotation, biological process: mRNA splicing, via spliceosome. The transcript has 5 exons. Gene Ontology annotation, cellular component: catalytic step 2 spliceosome; U2 snRNP; precatalytic spliceosome. The record is from RefSeq and is a predicted model, not a curated record. NCBI's taxonomy places the organism in Eukaryota, Fungi, Basidiomycota, Tremellomycetes, Tremellales, Tremellaceae.